Scedosporium apiospermum is the source of this 375-nucleotide messenger RNA. RefSeq lists its product as uncharacterized. NCBI's taxonomy places the organism in Eukaryota, Fungi, Ascomycota, Sordariomycetes, Microascales, Microascaceae. The record is from RefSeq and is a predicted model, not a curated record. Bases 1 to 375 code for a protein of 124 amino acids. The transcript has 6 exons. Gene Ontology annotation, biological process: protein import into nucleus. Gene Ontology annotation, cellular component: nuclear pore central transport channel.
AUGGCUGCCAACUUCGAGGAGGUUGCUAAGCAAUUCAUCGAGUUCUACUACAACACUUUCGAUGCCGAUCGCAAGGGCCUUAGCGCCCUCUACAGGGAGCAGUCUAUGCUGACUUUCGAGUCGGCUUCCGUCCUCGGUGUCAACGGGAUUGUCGAAAAGCUCUCGGGACUCCCAUUCCAGCAGGUCAAGCACCAGGUCUCGACCCUCGAUGCCCAGCCCACCCCGAACGGCAUCUUCAUCCUCGUUACUGGCCAGCUCUUGGUCGACGAGGAGCAGCGCCCUAUGAACUACUGCCAAGCCUUCCAACUCGUACAGGACACUGCCACUGGUCAAUACUUUGUCUACAAUGAUGUCUUCAAGCUGGUCUACGGUUAA